Messenger RNA from Dermatophagoides farinae (American house dust mite), 2074 nucleotides. The record is from RefSeq and is a predicted model, not a curated record. NCBI's taxonomy places the organism in Eukaryota, Metazoa, Arthropoda, Arachnida, Sarcoptiformes, Pyroglyphidae.
UGUUUAAUGUUGAUGAUUUUUGUGCUAAAUUUUUCAAUUUUCGUUGAAAAAAAAACUUGUAUUAUAUACUCUCAAACAACAUAGCAAUGAGCAGCAAUCAAAUGAAUGUGACCGAUGAUGAUGAAGAUGUUACCCCGAUAUCGACGAUGAAAGACAAUAAUAUCGAUUUCAUUAAUAAUAUGAAACGUAAAGUGCAGAAAGAUGAAGAAAAUCGGCGAAAGAAAAUUUGUUCACAAGAAAUUAAUGAUGAAACCAUGACCUUAGCGUAUGAAUUAACACGAAAUCAACGACUUUGGUCGAUGAAAGUGAAUGAUGAAUUUAUUGAUGCAGUUAUUAUGACCGCCGAUGGUGGCCAUCAUGAGAAUGUCCAUCUAUGUUUAUUGCUUAUGUUGAAUGGAAAUAUAUCAAAUGCAUUAAGAUAUAUCAAAGAUCGAAAUGAUGUGAUUAAAGAAUAUGAAAUCGAUUCAUCUGUUUCAGCUGAAGUUUUAAAACAGGUCGUACACUUUGCUUAUCAAAAUCAUGCUGAUUUGAAUGAAAAAAAUUGCAUCGAAAUAGCUGAAUUUGCAGCCAAAUAUCGAAUUGAAUCAUUGGUCGAUCAUUGUCUUCGUUAUUUUCAGGAUAAUUGUACCAUUCCUAAUGUUAUGAAAGGAUUUAAAAUUUCCAUUCAAAUUGGUUCAAAUUAUCGAUCAUUUUUUCAAUCAUUUAUUGAGAAUAAUUUCCAGGAAAUUUUGACCACUAAAUUCAAAACAGAUCUUUUGACAAUCAAUGAUUGCUCGAUCUUGGAAAUAUUCUCAUCACAGCGAUUAGAUUCCAGAAAUGAAGAGCAAAUUUGGCAGAUUAUUCAUGAUUGGAUCGAUUAUGAUUGCAAUAAUCGUUUAAAAUAUAUUGAACAUGCCAUCACUAAUGUACUUCGUUUUGGACGUUUAAAGGAUGAAUUUUUAAAGACAAAAAUUUUUGGCAAUAAUCUGUUCCAACAAUUGGAGCCAUCCUUACAAACACGGCUGAUUAAUUGGAUCGAUGAUCUGAAUAAACAAACGGUCAUCAUACGAGAUGGUUUUGGAUUGAAAUAUUGUAAACAUUCAAUAUAUUAUCAACCGAGAGAAACAAAAGAAUUAUUACUAGUCGGUGGUGGUUGGGUAGAAGGAACAACAUCAAAUUCAUUUGAAUUAUAUGAUUAUCAAACCAAUCUUUGGCUUAAAUGUCCAAUGGUUUUGCAUAAUGAAAUAGCAUAUUUUGGAUUAGAAAUAAUCGAUGAUAUCGUUUAUGUAUUUGGUGGAUCAAACGGCAAAGAUGUUUAUCAGAAUUUACAUGCAUUCGAUCUGAAUGAUCCACGACGAAAAUGGACAAGUAAAUGUUCAAUGAUUGAAUGUCGAUGUUACGUAUCCAGUGCUAAUUUAAAUGGCUUAUUAUAUGCGAUCGGCGGAUUUAAUCGUCAAACAAGAGUUCGAAGUUGUGAACGUUAUAAUCCGUCAUCAGAUAGUUGGCAAUUUGUUGCCGAAUUGAAUUAUAGCCGAUCCGAUGCAUCGGCCGUUGUUCAUGAUGGAAAAAUUUUUAUUGCUGGUGGUAUCAAUGAUUCCGGUAUUGAAAGUUCUGUUGAAAUUUAUUAUCCACAAUUGAAUCAAUGGCGGCUAAUCCGAUCUAUGUCAACGCCACGUACUAGUUUUUCCAUUGUUUCAUUUCAGAAUAAAAUCUGGGCUUUAGGCGGUAAUGAUGGUGUUAAAAGAUCUGGAUCGGUCGAAUGUUAUGAUCCGGAAUUGAAUAUAUGGAAUGAAGCGGAAAAUAUGCUUAUCAAACGAAGUACAUUUAGUGCAAUUGUUUUAAAGGGAGAACUAUAUGUUGUUGGUGGUUAUAAUAGUCAAUCGCCUAUUUGUGAUGUAGAAAAAUACGUACCGAAUAUCGGAUGGGUAAAAGUGAAACCUUUACGACAUGAUCGUAGUGGCCUUAAUCUUGUGUGCAUACCGAACAAAUAUAAUUUUCUAAAAAUUUGAAAAAAAAAAAAAUUUAAAAGUAGUUUAAACACUGUCUUUUUAAAUAAAAGAUGGCAGCUCUCUCGAGUAGUUAUCAUUUUAGUUGA